GGGGUUGAGAUGAGCGUACUACUCCCCAAUAUGGCGGACUUCGACACUAUCUAUGAGCUGGAGGAGGAGGAAGAGGAGGAGGAGGAGUCCGAACCUGUGGUGCGGAGCCAGGAGCUGCCCCGGCCCCGCGAUGCGCCGGAUCCCGUAGCGGUACGGGGUGCCGGGCACAUCACCGUGUUUGGCUUGAGCAACAAGUUUGAUACAGAAUUUCCUUCUGUUCUGACAGGGAAGGUUGCCCCAGAAGAAUUCAAGACCAGCAUCAGUCGUGUGAAUGCCUGUUUAAGAAAGAAUCUCCCUGUCAAUGUAAAAUGGCUGCUUUGUGGCUGUCUGUGCUGCUGCUGCACACUGGGCUGUAGCCUGUGGCCUGUAGUCUGUCUUAACAAAAGAACUAGAAGAUCAAUUCAGAAGUUAUUAGAAUGGGAAAAUAACAGACUGUAUCAUAAGCUUGGUUUGCACUGGAAGCUGAGUAAAAGGAAAUGCGAAACUAGCAAUAUGAUGGAAUAUGUAAUAUUAAUAGAGUUCUUACCAAAAUAUCCCAUAUUUCGACCUGACUGAGGAACAGCAUUUGGUCUUUCAUGUUACCUGUCAUUUUCUACCCUUAGUGCCUUGUAGAUGAUUUUGGAAAGAAGAUGGUCUACUUUGCUGUGACUUAAAAAUGUUCUUCAGUAGAGUAUCUUCCUUGCUAUGUUACUUUUUUUCAUUAAGAAGAAAACAAUUUGCACAUUUUUUUAUGUUAAAUGAGGCUUCUAUGUUGCACUCUGAAUUUUUAACAUUAACAAUAACUGAUAUAGUUGCCACUAGGGAUCUAACAUCAGUGCUGCUUAAACUUGUUCUGAGCAUGCUGCCUUAUUAAUUUCUAUAUUUGCUGUCCUCAAACAUGCAUCCUAAUGCCAUGUCAUACUAUAUUUCAUUCUAAAUGUCGCAAUCCUAUAAACCCUCAGUAGAAAUGUCCAGGUAAGCGUCUAGUAGUAAUGAUUUUAGUAUAACUUGCUUGCAUAGGACUUGCAAUCAACAGCACUGGUUUUGUCCUGCACUUUGCAAAAUCAUCAUUUACAUUAGGGGGUUAAUUAUUUUACCCACUAUGGAUUUGUAAAUAUUGACUCUUUGCAUAAUGUAAAGUGUGGUAUGCCAAGGUUUACAGAAUGUAAUAUAGCUCUUAUUCUAUUGCCAACAGUCUGACAUCGUUUUAUUUGUUACAUUUGCUAGUAUCCCUCUGAUUGUAUAGACCCAUCCACAUGCUGUUUUUAUGGUAAAGCCAUAAUAAGUUUGUACAUACUAUCAAAUGUGUAGGGCUCAGUUGCACUUUCUUUAGUAAAUGGAUGAAAAAUGCAUAGCAUUUCUGUCGUCUUUUUUUUUUUUUUUAAGUAUUUCAGGUGGUGUUUGUAGCACCUGAAAUAGGAAGUUUAAAUACUGUUCACCUUUGGAAAAGUUGCAUUUGUGGGGUAGAUGGCAGCUGCCAAAUAUCCCAAAGCCUCUUUCUAAGUUAGGAAUAUAUGGAUGCCAAGUUUUGUUUUUAAGUAAGGCAAAAAAUGUUUCAUAAUUGUGAGACCUUCAUUACUAAGGAGAAAAAUUUGGAACAGCCAAAUCAAAGCUGAAGUAACACUUUCAGUGUUUUUGUAGUGUGAUAGUACUUCAACAUUUUAACAGUUAAGUGACAUGGCAUCCUUUCCAGUGGAAAUAAAUUUUAUCUAAAUCAGAGUAGUGUUUCAAAAUAUGCUGAUGGGAGGAAGUGGACCAGUUGAAAGGGUCCAUGCAUAUAUUUUGGUGUUCAGGUACAGUCUGAAGAGUCACAAAUGCCUUGUGGAAUUCACAAGUAUUUUUGGAUUCUUCCCAGUUUGCCCGAUCUCAGGAAGGGAAGUAAUUGUAGAAAAACUUCCUGUAAUGGCUGGCCGAAGCAAGACCACUUGAUAAUAGUAAGCAAAUGAAAACUGAUGCAAGUUCCCUCCCCUUCCUAACUAGAAAUAAGAAAUCAGAGAAAAAAACAGCAGAUGACUUGAGUAUCUGCAAGUUGCGAUGAAUAUCAUCGUAAGUGUCCAGGCAUUUCUUUACAGCAACUUGACUCCUUGUGACAUCAUUCCAAGUUGCUUUUUAGUUUCAAGGUGACUUGGGAUUUCCUCUGAAUGUAUUUGCAUCUUUUCAGUAUGCAAUAUUGUCUGAAAAUACAGUAUUUGUAAGACCAUUGCAUUCUAAUAACCAUAGUAGGCCAGUUUUCUUGUACGCAGUGUUUACAGAAGGCCAGUUUUAUCCAAGUUGUUACUUCGAAUCAAAUUUUGUGCUAUUCUUACUGUACAGCUGAGGAGUGUCAGACUCCAGUGCUUACAGUAGUUUCCAAUCACAGACUGAUGCUUCAGAUUCUGAAAUCCAUAUACUUAGUGCAGAGGUUUCAUUUGACUGGUAGAUUGGUGACAACUAACUGUAGUUACAUUUGUAACAAAAUGAAUAAAAACCUACUGUGUUUGAAUUUAACAUUAGCUACACCUUGCAACUCAGAUUUCUAUUGCAGAACCAAGCAAAGUGUUCUCUCCAAUUUAUUUAUUUUUUUUUUUAGGAUGAGUGUUAACUGGAAGCAGAGAAAAUACUUAUUGGCAGAAAAAUGCAGUGUAAACCAAAACUGAAAUAGCACAUCCAAUUCUAUGUAUUUCCCUUACAAAUCAGUUUCUGGAGUAAAUGAAGGGAACUUGGCUUAAUGAACAGAACAAUGGAAGUUUCUUACUGUUAUGCCAGAACUUUGUUAGUAAUUUUCUUUUUUUAUGUGUGUGUGUAAGAAACUCAAGAAAUCUCAGCAGGUUCUUAUUUUCUUCUUUAUGUGACUAUAUUUUCAAAUGUUCUUUUCCAACUGAGAGAACAGGCAAGCUGAAUGAGAGCUCUAGUAAUUGCCAGUAGUGAAUGCUGAGCAGUCUUCAGUCUCGCUGCUAAAAGAAAUCCUCUUCAGUCUGUGCUGACUUCAUCGUAUUCAGUUGAAAAUUUCUGAAACUGAUUUGUCUUGUUUCUGUGAAAUGCUGUGCCAAACUGAGAGAAUACCCUGAGCUACAGGAGCCCCUAGUCCCUCUGGGCUGUUCCCUGGCCACCCCGUGCUGCGAUAUGACCAGAGAUCCAAGGCAGAACAAAACAAGAUCGUGGCUUUUGCUUUCCCACCCUCAUCCCUUUGUCCCCUUCCUGCAGGCCUGGCCACGUCCAGUGCCACAGGCUGCUCUGCCGCAGCAGAUUGUCUGCCUCUGAGUCUCUCCUGGGCACUAAAGCACUGAAUAAUUAGUUUUUAAAGUUUACAUUUUAAGUAUGUAAAUUCUAUACAUUUUACUUUGUCCUUAAUUGUUAAUUGUAUAGUCUUCAAACCAUGAAAGGGUCUCUUCUUUUUGUGUUUUAAUAGACAUUUAAGUAUGUGGCCAUAAAGCAACUAGUAAAGAAUGAGAGCGCCAAAACUGCCAUUUACAGUAAGCUGUAAUGUUUUAAUAAGUAGAUAAAUUUGCAUUAAAAUGCAAAACCAGCAAGCAGUAUUAUAUUUGCAUCUGAAAGACACAGGUUCUGUAGCUCAUUUAAAGAUGAAGGCAGCUGUAAGUACUGCUCUGAACUGUGCACUUCUGCUCUGCCUACAGGUUCUUUUUUGCCUGGGCUAUCCUUUGCUUUAAUAUAAAGACAUUCAGGUGUAAUUGUAUCUCACGAGACUGAAAAUGUCAUUUUUGACAAUAAGUCAGCAUUAAUUGGUAAACCUGUUUAUGGAGGAUACUUGUUAAUUGGAGAAAGAAUUUGUAGCAAUAUAACAGAGAUUAAUGUUAGCAAAGUGUAGUGGAAGUGGUAAAGAAAGUGCCUUGACUGGUUCUAACAAAAGAGAAAGCAUUGUGCAGAGUGAGGAGAAAAGGGAACUAGUAAGUAUCAGUAGUGUGAGUUUGCAGCAGAUAUCUAAAAGCAGUUACUGUCUACCAAAUCAAUGUUUAAUUUUUCAUAUAAAGAUGUUGACACUAACUUUCCUUUCUAGUUUUUAUCUAGGAAAUAUUUGGGUUUCUAUCUAGUAAGUUUUGUAUCUAAGGAGUAUUGAAGUAUUAAAGAAUACUGGCAGACCAUCAAAGCUCUUACUUACCGUUUCCCCACCUGCAUCUGUGAAGUUGUUUUACCAUAGGAAGAAAAAAAAAGUGUUCCAAGGCAUGCACAGACAAGUCUAGGAAGUGUGGAUUUAGUUGUAGAUGGGUGACUUUAAAACAGGAAACGUUUUUGCUAAAUCUGGUGUGGUCUUGAUAAAUUAAAAAAAAGUUCCUAUGCUUUUCUUGAUAGGUACAAAACUCCAUAUGCAAAACCAUAAAUAUAUGUAUAUGAUUGUCCCACUAUGACAGUUUUUACUACAUUCACUUGUCAACACACUACCAUUGGAGCAAUAAAAAUGUCAAGCUAUUAAUACUCAAUGUAAAUAAUUUAUCAUUUUAGUAAGUAAUGUUAUGUGAUUCUUCUGCCUUUUUUGUUUUCUGUUUUUGGUGUUCUUAUGGUGUUGUAACAUUACUUGUACUGCUUAAGAAAAGUGGUUUUGUUUAAGCUGUAUGAAACUUUGUGUUCUUAACAUUUUUAUUCUGUUUACAAGUGAACAGCCACUUUUUUAAUAGGACCUCACAUCUUGAGACUUUUUUUUUUAAUUAAAAUAAAAUUCUAACUGAGCUCGAUUUCUACAAUUUACUGCACUAGCUUGUGCCAUUAAAAGAAGCUGGAAGUCAGACAUGCUUAAUCACUUUGAGACAUUUUUCUUUAAUUAAAUUUAAAG
Molecule: messenger RNA, 4744 nt
Organism: Haliaeetus leucocephalus (bald eagle)
Lineage: Eukaryota; Metazoa; Chordata; Aves; Accipitriformes; Accipitridae
Gene: CHIC1
Product: cysteine-rich hydrophobic domain 1
Exons: 6
Coding region: 10-555 (181 amino acids)
Source: RefSeq, a predicted model, not a curated record